Molecule: messenger RNA, 557 nt
Organism: Bemisia tabaci
Lineage: Eukaryota; Metazoa; Arthropoda; Insecta; Hemiptera; Aleyrodidae
Source: RefSeq, a predicted model, not a curated record
UUCGUUGAAUUUGCGAUAUGUGUCUUUAUCUAAACAAUUCAAACAUAAAUAUAUACUUAAGAGACCGGACAAUUGCUUCAAUUUCAUACUCGUAAACCUGCUAGUGUAUUAGCCGAUCAUCAAUCUUUCAAAAUGUGCCCAUCCAAACUUCUCGUUUCGUUUGCGUUCGUCUUCAUAGUUGCCCUCGCUCAUUUUGCAACAGCAAAACCAUCAGUGUCAUCUGAUGUCGUCCUCGAUGAAGAACCAGUAGAAACAGUUGAUAAUCAGAAAAUACCAGAGCCGAUUGUUGGUGGUCUUUAUGGGGCCCCGAUGGAUGUAAAUGAAAUCUUUUUCGGAAAUCUUGGAAAAUGUGCUAAGCGGGGUGAAUUCUGCGAUGAAAAUAGAAAAUGUUGUCGCCGUCUCAAAUGUACACCCUUUUAUCGUAGUCCAUCGAUCUGCUGGAGAUGAAGCUGAAAAUCGAUUAUUUUUUGUCUGCUUGUACAUAAUUUUUGUCUCUCUAAUUUUUUAAACCAAAUAUUUUUCUAAAUUUUCUAAAUAAAAAAAUUGUAAGCACCCAA